UACUGUUGAACACCAGAAGAAGUGUUCUGAGCCUAAGCUAUAAAAAGGGGCGCUCAUCUUUUCCCGGUCUCACUCGACUCUUAUCGGCACGACGUUACGUUCUCCUGUUCUCCACAUAAGGACAAAAGUUACUUUGUGAAAAUGUCGGAUGAGGGCAAGCUGUUCAUCGGAGGUCUGAGCUUCGAGACCAACGAAGAUUCUUUGGCUGCAGCUUUCGGCAAAUAUGGAACCAUCGAAAAAGUCGAUGUAAUCAGAGACAAAGAGACAGGAAGAUCUCGUGGCUUCGGCUUUGUGAAAUACGAUAAUGUUGAGGAUGCUAAAGAUGCUCUGGAUGCCAUGAAUGGAAAGACACUUGAUGGCCGGGCAAUUCGAGUUGAUGAGGCAGGAAAGGGUGGUCGCUCCAGAGGAGGGUUUAGCUCUGGCCCACGUGGAGGCAGGUUCAACUCUGGUGGCCGUGGGGGGAGGGGACGUGGCUUCUCCAGUCGUGGUGGUAGUUAUGGCGACAGAAGCUACGGUGACAGAAGCUACGGCGACAGAAGCUUUGGUGGUGGAGACAGAAGCUUUGGCGGUGGUGGAUACAGAAGUGGAGGAUAUUCCUCAGGUGGUGGUGGUUACAGGGACAACAGGGGACAGGGUGGAUAUGGAGACCGCUCUGGAUCCUAUCGCGACAGCUAUGACAGCUAUGCGACACACGAGUAAACCUCCCUGAUUCAAGAUUCAUCACUUGGCUGGCCGUAUUUGAAAGCUGUGCUCCUCAAGGAAAAAAACAUGUCCACGUGUAUUAUGUAGUUCUGUUGUAGAAGCUUGGCAUUUGACUUAAAUGUAGCCAUGAGUUUUGGUUAUUUCUCAACCAUGUUUCAAAUUAUAAUUUAGUAGUCUUGCUCAAUUGACCACUCCCAUCGUUCAAAACAUCUGUAUAAUCUCACUACUGUACGGUCCCCUUCUUUUAUUACGUGGGGAUAAAGCAGCUAUCCACAUUGCUUUCUGUCGAUCAGUUAAUCAGCUAAUUUCUUUUGUCCAGCACUUUAAAGUGUUUUGUUUUUUAUAAGAUCUUAAUGGGGCUUUUUUUUUUGUUAUCCUUGUUGAUAAACUGACCUACCUCCUACCAAAUCUUUAAACUGAGGAAAGAACUAGCCUACUCAGAUUAACCUUUGGGGGAUUUUAUUGUCAAAUUUCUUAAACUAUUGAGAACCUUAGCUUACCCAAGGCUCAUUUUGUGUUCAAUCUCCCAAAAGAGUGAAUUCCUGGUGAACUACACAUCCGAAGUGGCCGGCUGUUCAUGAAGUUGCAAAAUGCAGCAUGCUACAGUCUGCCCAAGGUAUCUUCUGUGCUCUGCUCAACAUCUGCAUCUUAACUGUGCUGUAAAUGGACUCUUGUUUAAAGUGAUCAGAAAAUGUAACUUCGUUACCAGAGUAAACUGAACGGGAACAGUUUUUUUGUACUUUAUGUUCUUUGUAUGAUCCAAGAUUUUUUUUUUCUUUGUCAGUUUGGCUUCAUGGAGCCUAUUAAAACAAUGUGAAAUGAUCCUGAUUCCGUUGCCUCUUCAAAAUGAUCACAUGGGAAAUGUUAAGGUGGUGGCUAACUCGUUUCUGCGUGGGAACACUGUUUUAUUCCCAACAUCACUUAAAAUGGAUGUUGUGGAAGGGCACUGAAAUUUGGCUUUCUUCCAUGAAAGAUUAACUUGUGCAGCUGCUUAAUUUCUAUCAUGUAAGGUUAGGCAAAUUUUCUUUUGGUCCAGUGCCUCUUGUACAUUUGUUAAGGGAAUUUGAUUUAAAUCCUAUCCAGUGAGUUCAAACUUCCAGUGAAAUUAAAAUUGAAAGUGACAAGUUUUCAAGCCAUCAGCUGGUGUCCUGUCAGUGCUUCAGUAUGUUCAAGACCUCAGCUCCUUCAAAAACCUACAAGUCCUUGGAGAGAAGUGUUGCGCCUGCCAACAAGUGCUCAAAGAUGAAAAGCUGCUCUUGCCUAUAUCAUAAAUGAAGAAAGUAGGCCAGUGCACGUGAGGUAAAAAUCUCCUUUUGCUUUGCUCACAUCCUUGAAAAGCAGUUCUCAUUGUUUCCAUGAAUACCUACAAUUGUGUAAAGUCCUGUGCUUCAGAUGUCUCCUGCAACCAUGCCAUGGCCUCCUCCCUGAAUCAGAUAAUGCCAUAAUGAGGGAUUUUUUUUUUUAAGGAAGCUUCCGGAUUGUAGCGCUCUAAAAGUCCGCAAACAUUUGCCUCUAAGUCACGGAUAGAAUUGUGCUCGGUCAAGUUCUGUUCACCCCCAUUGCUCCUCAAAAUUUCCUCCAGUAAUAACUUUCCAAGUCACCCAUAUUACUGCAACCACACUACUGAAAUGUUUGUUCUCCUAUGGCAAGUUUAAGUGUUGCAUGCAGAAUCUUGUGCUCCCUGUGUGGUUUUAGGCCUAAUUGAUGUCUUUCUCUAGGUUGAACUGACCAACUGAGACUUGACUGGAUCUCAUCACAGUGUGGUCUGAUGGCUACAGCUGGCACAGUGCCUCAUGCAGACUCACCUUAGCAGGUCGCUCUGAAGGAGUGGGUUUGGUGCAGUCGCCGAAAAGUACUGAAGGUCCUUUUGGAUGACUUUUCAGAAACGAAUGUGUAAAACAUUAGCAACUGUGAAAUGUUUAACAUCAAAGACGAUUGAGACAUUCUGCAGCUAAUUCUCCCUUUUAUUUUUGUAAAAAUAAAGCUAAGACUGAA
Molecule: messenger RNA, 2697 nt
Organism: Gambusia affinis (western mosquitofish)
Lineage: Eukaryota; Metazoa; Chordata; Actinopteri; Cyprinodontiformes; Poeciliidae
Gene: cirbpa
Product: cold inducible RNA binding protein a
Exons: 8
Coding region: 142-699 (185 amino acids)
Biological process (GO): positive regulation of mRNA splicing, via spliceosome
Cellular component (GO): spliceosomal complex
Molecular function (GO): RNA binding
Source: RefSeq, a predicted model, not a curated record